GCCUGCAGGCAUUGUCAAUGCGUCCGUCUUUGCUGCAUGUUAAGAUUAUGGGGAAAGGAGACGGUUCAAUUAUGCUUCCCGCUCUCAAAAUACCCGCUUUGAUUCCUAAGAUGCGGUUCCAGGAGCAUAAUAGUAAGAGCUCACAUAGAUUCUAACUGUUCGAGUAGAGUACCUUCUCACAGGUACUCUCGUUCAUGAUUCUCUCUCAACUUUCGCCUGUCAACUUUCUGUCUUCUUCGUCGACCACGGCUUGAUGCAUGCUCCCGGGGAGUCACUUCUUGAGGGCAGUAGCGCCCUGCGAUCAUGAUCCAUCUCAGCAUAUAUUUUCUGGUCUUAAUUAUCCCUGUGCCUGCAUUCGCACGCAUCCAAAACUAUCUUUACGGUAUACCCAGAGGUUUCAAUCCUGAUGCCAGCCAUCAAGCAGAAAUCGAGUUGCCGACUGUGAUCACGAACGCUAGCUCUGGAGAGACGUCCAACUCGAUCACGCCGGCUGUGCCUGGAUCGCCAGUGUCCGCGGAGCCAUGUGCAGUCAUCAGCAGCAUUCUGGCAGGCCUCCCAACCGGUGCCCGGAAGAUUGUGCCCGCUGAGCUUGGUCUUCAGUGUCUCCAGUCGGUUCCGAUCGACACAGCGAACAAUGUCCAGCUGAUAGAAGAGUUGAAACUGUAUGUGGCCUGGCAAUCGAACUUGGCAUAUCUAAAGAAUCCGCCUGCGGACUAUACAGAAGCGCCUGUUGAUCUCAUAGAAGAGAUGGGAACAAUUCAGAAUAGGCUGCAGUCCGGUUUCUACAAGAACGAAUACGAGUUUCAAAUGGACCUGAGCAGUCUCUUCAACAAAGCCUAUGAUAAUCAUCUGUCCUGGCAACCUGAUAUCCUUGCGGCCGCGAUGCAAUUCCAAACGGCGCCUGGAACUGAGCUAGUCUCUGUCUCCCAAGACGCUCGAGAGCUUCCCCAGGUAUUCACUUACCGAGACAUCCAGUCGGUCCAGCAGGAUCCGUCCUUCCAGCCAUCACCUGUGCAGACAAUCAAUGGCCGGAAUGUUGGAGAGUAUCUCUUCGACGUCGCUCGCCAAGCUGGGUUCCAUGACGCUGAUGCUAGAUGGAAUGCACUUUUCCCUAACCAAGCCAUCACUUCCACGGGAGUCUCUUUUCUCGGAUCGUUUCGAGCUGGACUCUAUCAAGGAUCAAAUACAACUCUCGCCUUCGCCAAUGGAACCGAAUCAACUACGAUGAAUGUGGCGGCUGUAUUUGGCAAUUUCACCGGCAUAGAGAAUGGACGGAAUUUUGCAGAGAGGUUCUGUCAGGGACUACCUGUGACGCCUGGUAUUUCACCGACUGCCACAUCUUCCGCGGGAGACAAUUCUCCGGCACCUUCGCCUAUAGGAUACCCAAACCCAGUGCUAGUCCAUCCUAACAUCUCCUUGAGCGGCUACUUCAUGGAUGCAGACUACGGAGACAUAGCAGUUCUUUGCAUACCGUCAUAUGAUUCACCCGACGUCAAGAUAUUCCAGGACCUGUUGCGUGAGUUUAUCGCCAGAUGCAAGGAGAACGGCAAGUCGAAACUCGUCAUCGACCUGAGAGGUAAUGGAGGAGGAAACGCCAUUCUUGGCUACGACACCUUCAAGCAGCUCUUUCCACAGGCGGAACCGUUUGGGGGGACCCGCUUCCGCGCGCACGACGCAUUGGAAGAUGUUGGGAGAAUGACGGAAGAGUUCGCGGCCGGCAGGACCUACGCCCAGAGCAACCGGACCGCAUUCGUGGAGUAUUUCGCCGACAUGACGGAAAACGACGUUAUUUUAUUUACCUCUCCUUUUAAUUUUAAUCUGCAGCUUGACGUGGACCAGCUGGAUUUCGCGUCAUGGGACGGAAUGUACGGGCCCGAGCAAAGCAACGGGGAUCAGCACACCAGGACCACCAGAUACAACUUCAGUGACGAGGCGAGUUAUGCGCAGCCCGGUUUUUACAUAUCUGGUCAUGGGAGUCUUGCUCAGGAUGCCGCAGCUGAGCAACCUUUCCAGAGUGGAAAUAUUAUAAUGCUUCACGACGGCAUGUGUUCAUCCACAUGUGCCAUUCUCUCCGAGCUUCUUAAGAACCAAGGAGGCGUUCGGAGUAUUGUUGUAGGCGGCCAAGCCAGAACAGGACCCAUGCAGGCAAUCGGCGGAACAAAAGGCGCUCAGUCGUUCGAAUGGGACGAUAUCCGAAUCAGGACGCAGAUGGCGUUUUUCCUGGGAAGCCCAGAACAGCAGGCUCAGUGGAACCAAACCGCGCUCGGCAGAACCGCAUUUGCAACCCAAAUCUUCAAACGAAGCGCCUAUUUUGGAGAUCGGCCCGCAGGAGGCAUAAACCUGCGCGACAAUCUGCGCAAAGACGAUCCCUCGCAGACACCGCUUGAGUUCAUCUACGAGGCCGCUGACUGUCGCAUGUUUUACACGGCGGAGAUGAUCAACGACGUUACGAAUGUGUGGAAGGGAGCCGUGGACCGCAUGUUUAAGGGCGAGCAGGGAAUGAAGCUGUGUGUGGAUGGGAGCACGGGGCAUAAGAGCAGUGUCACGGGCGGUGGGCAGUGGAGAAGUGGGGAGGUUCCGGCUGAGCCGAAGGAGCGCGGGCGACAAGGUGCUGCUGGAAGAAUAAGCAGCCCUUUGGUGCUGAGCGCGGUUGUGGGGGUAAUGGUAAGCCUUUGCUUGUAAUCUAAUAGAUCGUCGGAGCAUUUGCAUUGGUUGGUGUUGGUGGAGCUUCUGUAAUGAAAGCCAGGAAAAAAGCCUCAUGGCAGUGUUUGGAGAGUGCAGAAUGAAGCGGAGGGAGUGUGUGGAUCAAGUAGAGCAGGUAUUACGGUCCUGAAGCGGUGACCAUCUGCAAUGGUGAAAUCGGAUAUUGCGUAGGCGGUGAAUGAGUGUUGACGCACUCUCACUUGGCUGGACUCCGCUACAAACGCGCGGCUAUUUCGAGGGCAGUGCUCAUCCCACUCUCGAGCUUCCCUAUUUUUUCGACUAUAUAAGUAGCUAAAACUACUAAUCAAUCACCAAUACCGC
Molecule: messenger RNA, 3024 nt
Organism: Westerdykella ornata
Lineage: Eukaryota; Fungi; Ascomycota; Dothideomycetes; Pleosporales; Sporormiaceae
Exons: 4
Coding region: 304-2682 (792 amino acids)
Biological process (GO): proteolysis
Molecular function (GO): serine-type peptidase activity
Source: RefSeq, a predicted model, not a curated record